AAGCUAAACUGUCCUUAAAACACGCAGUCUGUCGUCAUGUUUUUGUCGAUGGAAAGGAAGUGACAGUUUGUUUGUCUAUGUGUGUGAACCGGAGGGGACGGCAAUAACGGUCGCGUGUGUUUUAACUUCGCGAAAGUGUCCGCGCGACAGGAAUCCACCGUGAAGGAUGACGUAUCUCCACUUCAACCUCUGUUUGAAUAAUAAUAAUAAUAAACGGUCGUCGUGGCUUUCUAAUGGAGUCUAUUAUAUUGUCUGUUUCUCUUUGGCGUUUUCCUUUUAGAACGAGAACUAUCUUCCCCGCGGUAACUAAAGGAGCACGAAUGAUCAGGAUGAAGCGAAGACGAGGAAGAAAAGCACAAAUAUAAUGCGUCAGGAAGCCUAGAGAGAGCACGGAGAGAUUUGUGUGUGGCAGGACGUACAGGGCUGGUGAAGUGAGUAGAAAAGACGUUCAGCACUUGCCUGGAAUGUUUCUAUCUACUUUUAUUGGAUGGCUAACUCAGGAGGUGACUGUCUACCUUCUUAUGUUGGUGACCUUGAUGGUUGUGAAGGAUCCCAGACUGAAGCUUUGGAGAUAGAGCACCUGUUUGGCCAUGGCUGUAUCUCAAUGUUAAAAGGAAACAAGAACAAGAGUGGAAAGAGAGGCCCCUGUUUCCAAGCACCAUGUUUGCAUUUCAUACUCUGUCCCAAUUCAUAACAGAAAACUCAGAAUAUGGAUGUGUUCAAGCUUCAAGUUUUCUCUGUAUUGGCUAAAUGUAAGAAACAGAGAGGAUGUUUCCUGGGCGUGUGGUACAAGGACAUUCCUCCUCUAUUGUUGAAAUCCCAGGUGUCUUGUUUAAAAUUGCAUCCAUCUUGAGAUUAAGGCGCUCUUAUCUGAUGUGUUCUGUUCACUUCUCAUCCAUUUGUUGGUUUAAUGCCAGAAAAACUCCUCAACAGAGAGAAGCAGGCAUGCAGGGCGUGUGUGUGUGGAUUUGGACUUUGGCCCUGGACGGGAUGCAUGUAUUUAUUGGCAGCUGGCAGAGCAGAACUGCGAAUCGUGAUCUGACUGAUGAUUGAUUCUCAGUUUGCCGUGGUCCAGCGCCAUGGUAGACAUGCCGAGUCUGUACAGUCCCUCGUCCCUGCUGGGUGAUCCGAUGCUGGACAGGUCUCUUUGUGGAGAGCUCAAUGGUGACAUGGAGGAGCUAGAGGACAUCUCUCAGUCUUUUCAUGACGAUACCUUCAGUUCUUUACACAUACUGGAGUACCAGAGCUACAACACAGUGUUAGACAGCUCCACUGGCCUAGAUGUCUUAACGCCAGCUUCUAGUCCAUCCUCAGGAGUGUUUGCAGCCAGCACUGGCCAGGAUGAGAACUCCUCUAGUUCACUUAGUUCACUUACCCUGGAGUGCCGAGUAUGUGCCGACCGUGCCUCAGGUUUCCACUACGGAGUGCAUGCCUGCGAAGGCUGCAAAGGGUUCUUCAGGAGAACCAUUCGACUCAAAUUGGAAUAUGACAAGUGUGAACGCAACUGUAAGAUUCAGAAGAAGAACCGAAACAAGUGUCAAUACUGCCGUUUCCACAAGUGCCUUGCGGUUGGCAUGUCCCACAAUGCCAUUCGAUUUGGGCGAAUGCCUCAGUCUGAGAAGCACAGGCUGAGAGCAGAGCAGGAGAUUGGGGAGAAAGAAGAGUGCAAGUCCCAGCAGCCCGACACUAAGAGUCUGGCCAGGCUGAUCCAUGACGCCUACCUCAAACACUUCCACAUGAACAAAGCCAAAGCACGUGUCUUUCUCACAGGCAAGACUUGCACUCCGCCCUUCGUCAUCCAUGACCUGGAUACUCUGCAGCAUGCUGAGCAGACUUUGGUCACCCAACUUCUGGGGAACAUGGCAGCCGGCGAUGCCUCUGCUCUACAGGAGAGAGAGGUCGAGGCCCGGCUCUUUCUUUUCUGUCAGUAUGCUUCAGUGGAGACGGUCACAGAACUCACAGAGUUUGCCAAAGCUGUGCCUGGCUUUGCUACCCUAGAUCUUAAUGACCAGGUGACUCUGCUGAAGUAUGGUGUGUAUGAGGCGCUGUUUGCCCUGCUGGCUUCCUGUAUGAAUAAAGAUGGACUGCUGGUUGCUCGCGGUGCAGGCUUUAUCACUCGCGAGUUUCUGAAAAGCCUGCGCAAGCCCUUCAGUGAUAUGAUGGAACCAAAAUUUCAGUUCGCUUUGAGGUUCAAUGCUCUAGAGCUCGACGACAGCGACCUGGCACUGUUUGUGGCAGCCAUUAUCUGCUGUGGAGAUCGUCCAGGACUGAGCAAUGUAUCCCAGAUCGAAUGCAUCCAGGAGACUAUAAUUCACGCUCUACGGCUUCACCUUUUGGUCAACCAUCCUGACAACACUUUACUCUUUCCCAAGCUGCUACAGAAACUGGCUGACCUGCGACAGCUUGUGACAGAGCAUGCAGAUCUUGUCCAGGAGAUCAAGAAGUCAAAUGAUGCUUCACUCCAUCCACUUCUGCAGGAGAUCUACAGAGAUAUGUACUGAGCACACAAUCUCUCCCCUGAACUAUGGUGAUGAUGACUCCAUAGAUGUUUCAGGCAGUGCUAAUACAUGAGAGACCCCUCUAUCUUUGGGACAGGAAAUUAAUGAAGUCUUUGAGUAGAGGGAUUAGGUAUAGGAAGACAGAUGGUGUGCACAGAUGCUUUGAAUCAUGCACUGAUGGGGUGUGUUAGGGCAAACCCACUGGGUCACGACACUGGCCAUUGUAAGGACACUGUCCAAAAUCUUCUAGGAAAGUGCAAUCGAUGCUGUCCACUCAUAAUUUUCGAGCUGCCUCCUCAAAAAGUAGCUCUCCAUAAACUUAUGUUUGUCACUGCCUCUGCCAUUAAACUGCCAAGAACUUCCUGGAACAACAUGCUAUUGUUGUACCAGUGACUCUAUAUUGAAAACUGUGUGAUUAUGUUUUGAUGUUAGAAUGUAAAAUAUAUAUAUAUAAGAGCCAUAGAAAUCAGACUGCUUUUUACCUCACUUGAAACACCUGUAUAUUGAACGUCAUUUGUACAAUCUUUUGUACUGUAUAGCACUCCAACUGUAAUUUUAUAGCACAAUCAAGGACUGUUUAUGUAUUUUGAAAAAUUGAACUUACAUUUAGGAGACUAAUGUGAUAUUUUGUAUAAGAAUUAGUUUUUUCAAUAUUUACAUGUAAUGCAGAUCCCAAAAACACAUUCAGAUUUGACCAUAUGCUGAACAUCAGAUCACUUUUUAGAAACUGUUCUUUCUCAGACCUUGAUUUGUAAAUUAUGUGGGGUUUUUUUAUGUAAAGUUUUGCAGUAAUGACAGGAAAAAUCAGAAUUGAGUGCAAAAUCAACUUGCCGACACAAUCCACAAGGCACUUAAACGUCAUAAAAUGUUGUUGUAGUUUUUGGUUGUUGCAAUGUUAUUAAAUAUUUAAUUUUUAAUUGAGAUCUUUGAAUGUGAACGGACUGAUAAAUAAAAUGCUGUCUGCAUUUUAUUUUAUUUUUUUAUUUAAAAUCAA
This is a messenger RNA of Xyrauchen texanus (razorback sucker), 3492 nucleotides long. Its product is annotated as peroxisome proliferator-activated receptor alpha-like. Gene Ontology annotation, molecular function: zinc ion binding; nuclear receptor activity; RNA polymerase II cis-regulatory region sequence-specific DNA binding. NCBI's taxonomy places the organism in Eukaryota, Metazoa, Chordata, Actinopteri, Cypriniformes, Catostomidae. The record is from RefSeq and is a predicted model, not a curated record. The transcript has 11 exons. The coding region runs from base 1080 to 2501 and encodes 473 amino acids. Gene Ontology annotation, cellular component: nucleus. Gene Ontology annotation, biological process: negative regulation of inflammatory response; hormone-mediated signaling pathway; regulation of lipid metabolic process.